Molecule: messenger RNA, 1351 nt
Organism: Trichogramma pretiosum
Lineage: Eukaryota; Metazoa; Arthropoda; Insecta; Hymenoptera; Trichogrammatidae
Gene: wds
Product: WD repeat-containing protein 5
Exons: 8
Coding region: 130-1092 (320 amino acids)
Cellular component (GO): Set1C/COMPASS complex
Molecular function (GO): histone binding
Source: RefSeq, a predicted model, not a curated record
CUUAAUCAUCGCUUUGUAUUUUCAAAUAAGAUAAGGUUAAGUUUGGAUGUUGCCGUGUAUACUGUAUAGUGUUUUGUAUCAGUAAACAGUGUUUUAUAUCAGUUAACAGUUAAUCAGUUAAUUUUCAUAAUGGUACCAUCAAACUUGACUUCAGGAGUCAAAAGUAGCUCAUCAACUCUGAAACCAAACUAUUUAUUAAAAUUUACGCUUGCUGGUCAUACCAAAGCAGUAUCAUCAGUCAAAUUCAGUCCCAAUGGAGAAUGGUUAGCGAGUUCAUCUGCGGAUAAGCUGAUUAAAAUAUGGGGUGCUUAUGAUGGAAAAUUUGAAAAAUCAAUUGCUGGACACAAAUUAGGUGUUUCAGAUGUAUCAUGGUCUAGUGAUAGCAGACUUCUGGUUUCAGCUUCUGAUGAUAAGACUCUCAAAGUUUGGGAACUUAGUUCGGGAAAAUGUUUAAAAACUCUAAAAGGACACAGUAACUAUGUAUUCUGCUGCAAUUUUAAUCCUCAAUCGAACCUCAUUGUGUCAGGAUCAUUUGAUGAAAGUGUGAGAAUAUGGGAUGUUAGAACUGGUAAAUGUUUGAAAACAUUACCAGCUCAUUCAGAUCCAGUGAGUGCUGUACAUUUUAAUAGAGAUGGUUCCCUGAUAGUGUCUAGCAGUUACGAUGGUUUAUGUCGUAUUUGGGAUACAUCAUCCGGACAAUGUUUAAAAACUCUCAUAGAUGAUGAUAAUCCUCCAGUAUCAUUUGUUAAAUUUUCACCAAAUGGAAAAUACAUUCUGGCAGCUACUUUAGACAAUACCUUAAAAUUGUGGGAUUACAGCAAAGGCAAAUGUCUAAAAACAUAUACAGGACAUAAAAAUGAAAAAUACUGUAUUUUUGCCAACUUUUCUGUAACAGGAGGAAAAUGGAUUGUAUCAGGAUCCGAAGAUAAUUUUGUAUACAUUUGGAAUCUACAGACAAAAGAAAUUGUUCAAAAAUUACAAGGCCAUACAGAUGUUGUUCUCUGUACUACUUGUCAUCCUACAGAUAAUAUCAUUGCCUCUGCUGCUUUGGAAAAUGACAAAACAAUUAAAAUAUGGAAAAGUGAUACAUAAAAUUAAGUGUUAGUGAACUAAAUUAGUUUUAAUAAUAGUUAAUUUUCUUCUGUACUUUGAUUAAAAAUUUUUAUAUAACUUCUGAAUAUUGAUACAUAAUUUCAAUAAUUUAAGAAAUAUUAGUUUUUUAUUUUUUUAAGUCAUUAUUAAUUGUAAAAAACAUAAGGUAGAAAAUGCCAAUUUUCAGUUAGAUUAUAUUCUUCAUAAGAAUAUUCACAGUAUGGAACUCUUGAAAUAUAAUUUUUUUUCUUGAAAUAAA